CAAAUUGUUCGUCUUCACCUCCAUCGGAAUUAUGGAAAAUAUGUGGUCGAAUUGCACGUGCAGAUACAGUGCUGCUGGAAAUUGUUGAAUAGAAAUGGGGAAUAGUCUUUAGCGGGCUUCGUCUACUGGGAAAGGGAAACUAUUCAUCUUACGAUAUUAAACUAGGCAAAGCGGCUACCAUUAGCGUAACAAAAGAAGAUGUUUGGGGCCGACGUUGGAAACUCGAGUACGACGUUGACGGAAUGACUUCUACACUUUUCUUAUUAAAAACCACGGACAAAGUAUCAGGUCCUGAAACCUUAAGCAUCUGUCUAGAAGAUUGUAGUGCCGUAAAAAAGGAGGUGCUUUCUUAUCAAUGGGAAACAAUCACGAUAGAAGUGAAAAAAGAAAAAAGUAUUGGUUUUCUUUACCCAACAUUUGAGUCGGCAAGCUACUUGACGGGUGCAGAAUAUGGUGAAUCAUUGAGUGGCGGGAUAAAAACACAGAGGUGGGCAUAUGCGAGUGGAACCAAGAAAGGUCUUUUGGUUAUGGAGAGCAAGAAGAAAAGCAACGAAAAACAACCCUACAGGGUUACCGUAGCGCAUUAUUACGUGAAUAGUGGUGGAAGUGAUGUAGACGUAGGUUUUUCAGUUGUGGUGAGGAUUCGAGUGGUUAAUGGGAAAUUAGAUUUCAUCGUAGAUGGCCCUGUGGAACACCCUACUUCUGCAUUACAUUACAUGAUUGAACAAGUGUGUCGAACUGAGAAGUGGAAGCCUUCUGCAUGCCCUCACUGCAAGGAUCUCCAAUCGCAACAGCGUAGAUGGGUGUCUGAUAGUGAAGACAGCGACAGCAAUCUUCUAACACCACCACCAUCUCAUGGAGGCCAACAAAGCGUAUCAAAUAUGGGACGCUACAAUGGCGAUGGCAUCGGUAAUAUAAUUCAAGCAAAGGAAGUUAACUUUAAUAAAUGGUGGAUGAUGCGACGUUUCAGAAAUUAAGUGUGAGUGAAAGUAUUACAUUAAUCAAAAUAACACACUUAAACACAAGAUGUAAGAUUUUUAAUUAAAAGUUAUGUGAAAUGUCUUUAUGUAUAUUAGGAUAUACCAUAUUAUAUAAUAGGUUAAAAUACCUUUUUAGUCCCCAAGUUGGGGUGAGAAUUUUCAUUUUGUCCCUCCUUUCAGAAAU
Vigna radiata var. radiata (mung bean) is the source of this 1164-nucleotide messenger RNA. RefSeq lists its product as uncharacterized. NCBI's taxonomy places the organism in Eukaryota, Viridiplantae, Streptophyta, Magnoliopsida, Fabales, Fabaceae. The transcript is spliced from 2 exons. The coding region runs from base 243 to 977 and encodes 244 amino acids. The record is from RefSeq and is a predicted model, not a curated record.